CUUCAUUGUGUUUCCCCUUUAUUAAAAUCCAGUGUUUCCCAUUUAAAAGCAUGCUAGGCCUUCUUUGAACAAAUAAGUAAGGAGCUGUUACACAGUGCAAGUGUGGAGGCUGAACAAACAGGAAGGCAGGACAGAAAAUAAACAAAAUCAAAGUUCAGCUCUUCAGCGUCAAAUGCAGUUUUUUUUUUUUUUUGGUAGUUUUUUUUUUUUUUUUUGGUCUAUUCAGCCUGUCUUUGCCUGUGGUGGACUCAAAACACUGCAAGCUCCAACCAGAGGAAAGGAUGGCGCAUGCAGCUGUGAUUCUCUGGAUGUUGUCAGCAGUGGUCUGUGUGGGGAAAGGCCAACAGGGUACUGAACAUGUCCAGGACACCAAUGUGGACAGCAGCAACGAUGACAGUGUGUCUCUUGUGACUUCAGCAAACCAAGACUUUGCAUUCAGCUUGUACCGGAAUCUAGCAGCCCUCACUGACUCCCAAGGCAAAAACAUCUUCUACUCCCCAUCUAGUGUCUCUCUGGCUUUGGCUGCCUUGGCUGUGGGUGCACGGGGGGAGACCCACCGCCAGCUUUUCAGCACUCUUGGUUUCAACAGCUCCCAGCUGACUCAAGCAGAAGUAGACCAGGCCUUCCGUAGACUCCUCACGAAAGAGCCCUCUGACGAGGAGGUCAGCGAAGGCACCGCCGUGUUUGUAGACGACAACUUUAAGCCCAAGCCAGAGUUUCUAGAUGUCCUGAAGCAGUCGUAUUCUGCAGAGGGCUUCAAUGUUGACUUCAGCAACACUACAGACAGUGCAAAUACCAUCAAUAAGUUUGUGGCUGAUAAGACCAAGGGAAAGAUCGACAAGCUGGUGGGUGACUUGGAUCCAAGCACAGUCAUGUAUCUGAUCAGCUUCAUCUACUAUAAAGGAAAGUGGGAAACACCAUUUGACCCUCUGUUGACAAAGGAGGACAUGUUCAAUGUAGAAGAAAACAAACAGGUUCCUGUUCAGAUGAUGAAUGUGGAAGAAUAUUUUGACGUUUACUAUGACCAAGCAAUCAACACAACAGUCCUCCAACUCCCAUUCAACAGCUCCUGCUCCAUGCUGCUUUUGUUGCCUGGAGAUAUGGCAACUUUGGAACAAGCAAUAAGUCCAGCACAUGUUGCAAAAUGGCUGAAGUGGAAAAAGUCAAGGAAAUAUGACGUGUACGUUCCAAAGUUCUCCAUCAAGACUUCUUACAAGCUGAAUGACGUCUUGGCUGAAAUGGGAGUCACAGAUGUUUUCGGUAAUGGUGCUAAUCUGAGUGGUAUUGCUGAAGAUGCACGGCUAAAAGUUUCAGAGGUUGUGCACCAGGCUUCUCUGGAUGUUGAUGAGACGGGAGCCACUGCAGCAGGUGCUACAGGAAUUGGUUUUAUACCGCUCUCCUUCCAGUUCAUCCCUGUUAUAAAAUUCAACCGCCCAUUUAUGGUUCUAAUUAUUGACAACCAAGGAGAAAAAAUGCUUUUCAUGGGCAAAAUUAUCAACCCAAACCUUUAAUGGCAGAAAGGAAUUUGGUUACAGCACAGCUACUGCACCAAUAAAGUACAUUGAAAAACUC
Molecule: messenger RNA, 1572 nt
Organism: Oryzias latipes (Japanese medaka)
Lineage: Eukaryota; Metazoa; Chordata; Actinopteri; Beloniformes; Adrianichthyidae
Product: serine protease inhibitor A3N
Molecular function (GO): serine-type endopeptidase inhibitor activity
Source: RefSeq, a predicted model, not a curated record